AUGCGAUUGACCGUCGAACUGAUCCAAAAUUCCCUCUCGUACAUCAACCCGCUCAAGGACCGCGAGCUAGAUCUCCGAGGGCACAAGAUCCCCGCGAUUGAGAACCUGGGUAUUGCCAAGGACCAAGAUGCAAUCGACCUCACGGACAACGACAUCACCACGCUCGGCAACUUUCCCUUCUUCCCGCGGCUGCACACCCUCCUCCUGGCGCGGAACCGCAUCAAGCAGAUCCAGCCGACGCUGGCGGCGUCGGUGCCGAACCUGACGGCCGUGAACCUGACGGCGAACGCGGUGGCGGAGCUGGCGGAUCUGGAUCCGCUGCGCGGGUUGACCGGGUUGACGCAUUUGGUGGUGUUGGAGAAUCCGGUGACGAGGAAGGAGCACUACCGCCACUACCUCAUCUGGCGCAUCCCCAGCCUGCGGUUCCUGGACUACCAGAAGGUGAAGGACGCGGAACGCGAGAAGGCGACGGAGCUGUUCGGCACGGCCGACGAGCCCUCGGCGUUGGCCUCGAAGAUCAUGGGCGUCAAGUCGCGGACGUUCGAUGUGCCGGCCUCGGCGCAGGUCGGGGCCGCCGGCGGGGACCGUGCGGUGCGGGUGAAGUUGACGGACCGGGAGCGCAAGCGCGUGGAGAAGCUGAUCCGCGAGGCCAAGAGUCUGCAGGAGAUCACGCGCUUGGAGCGCGAGCUGAACGAAGGCCGGAUACCCGGGGGUGCGGUGGAUUAUGCGGAUAGUGGGGAUGAGAUGGAGACUUAGUUGGAGGGGUUUUGUGUCAUGUGGGUUUAUUGUAUACGGUUAUUGUUCUAAUGGAGUGUGGUUUUGGUUUGGUUUGGGUUGGUUGGGGUAUUGUGUAGAGGUAUUUUGUAUGAGGGUUAUCUUCUGGUUUAGGGGUGGUAGGGUUGGCUACUUGACAGCUAAAGCUUGAGUAUUCUCGAAAGACCAACCAUUUGGCCAAGAUUGCUACUUUAGUGUAUAUGUGCUGAGUACGAGCACAAUCACAAUCAGAUAAGAUAUCUUCACGUGAAGAUAGGCC
Molecule: messenger RNA, 1033 nt
Organism: Aspergillus uvarum CBS 121591
Lineage: Eukaryota; Fungi; Ascomycota; Eurotiomycetes; Eurotiales; Aspergillaceae
Gene: lea1
Product: U2 snRNP complex subunit LEA1
Exons: 4
Coding region: 1-756 (251 amino acids)
Biological process (GO): mRNA splicing, via spliceosome
Cellular component (GO): U2 snRNP
Molecular function (GO): U2 snRNA binding
Source: RefSeq, a predicted model, not a curated record